GGUGCUGCCACUGUGCAUCUCUUCCCUGUCCUGUCCUAGAGUGAAGAGCAGUCUUCCCUAAGCCGAGAUGCUACCCGCAUGUUGUUGCCUGUCCCGGCAGGCACCCUGCAAAAGUGGGUGGAGUACCUGGUGCCCACUGUCAUGCGUGGCAACGACUCUUACGUCCACACGUUUCUGCUGGCCUACAGAAACUUUGCCACUCCCCAGCAGGCGCUGGAUCUGCUUUUCAUCAGGUACAGAAGAAUCGUUUCGGAUUUUCAUGGGGAUGGCGGAUCCCUGGAGCAGCUAAAAUGUGCCAUGUCCUCCAUCCUAAUGAUCUGGCUGGAAUUCCAUUCCAUUGAUUUCAACGAGCCUCCUGGAUUUCCUUGUUUGAAGUCUCUCCUGGCCUAUGUAAACGCCAAUCUGCCAGGUUCAGAGGUGGAGCGCAAGGCUGAUCUUAUUCUGGCCCAGCUGGAGAAGCUGGAGCACCUGGAGCCCAGUGAGGCGGAGAUUGAGGGUUCAGAGGUGGAGCGCAAGGCGCAAGAUCUUCUUCUGGCCCAGCUGGAGAAGCUGGAGCACCUGGAGCCCAGUGAGGCGGAGAUUGAGGGUGAGGAGGAAGAGGUUACAGCUUCUGCCCAGGAUGAACAACUGUCCCAAGAGCUAAUGACAUCUUCAGCUCCAGCUUCAGCUCCACCUCCACUGCCAGAGCCAGAGCCUGAGCAAGAUCUGGAGCCCAAUCCAGAGCCAGAGCAAGAGGCAGAGCCUGACUCAGAGCAAGAACCAGAGCCCAAGCCACAGAAAGAUCAGGAGCAAGAUCCUGAGCAAGAGCAGGAUCCAGAGCCCGAGCCCAAGCCAGAACUAGAGCUGGAGCAUGAGCAAGAUCCUGAGCUAGAGCCAGAGGCCAAGCCAGAGCCAGAGCAUGAGCAUGAUCCUGAGCCAGAGCGAGAGCCAGAGGGACAGCAAGAGCAAGAUCAAAAGCAAGAGGAGGAUCAAGAUCCGGAGCCUGAGCACGA
This is a messenger RNA of Galeopterus variegatus (Sunda flying lemur), 992 nucleotides long. Its product is annotated as ral guanine nucleotide dissociation stimulator-like. The annotation marks the transcript as partial. Lineage: Eukaryota; Metazoa; Chordata; Mammalia; Dermoptera; Cynocephalidae. The transcript is spliced from 5 exons. The record is from RefSeq and is a predicted model, not a curated record.